Westerdykella ornata is the source of this 2618-nucleotide messenger RNA. RefSeq lists its product as uncharacterized. The coding region runs from base 129 to 2312 and encodes 727 amino acids. The record is from RefSeq and is a predicted model, not a curated record. Gene Ontology annotation, cellular component: cytoplasm; nucleus. The transcript has 6 exons. Gene Ontology annotation, molecular function: SUMO-specific endopeptidase activity. Gene Ontology annotation, biological process: protein desumoylation. NCBI's taxonomy places the organism in Eukaryota, Fungi, Ascomycota, Dothideomycetes, Pleosporales, Sporormiaceae.
UUCUCCCCACUAUCUAGGCACCGGUGGCUAACGGUCCUCGAUUCCAGAGCCACACCGCUGCAAACGAUGCUCCGUCCUCCUUCGACCCCAGCUACGACGAUCAUUCCUACCGACGCUAUUCCCCCCGAAUGGCGGGUUCCGACCUUGAGCGUACCCCAGAAGGAAUCCCCACAGCCCGCACACCCGAAACAGCUCAACCGACACACAUUAAGAAACCGCGUAUAAGUGAGGACGAGAAGAGGUUGCUUCCUGACUACGGCGUUCCACCGGAUAGCACUGCACUCCCUACCCCCGAGCAGUUUGCUUACCCUCCAUUACCCAAUAUGAGGCCUGCCAAGCCCGGACAAGGCCAAUCCUACAAGCCGCUAGAUACGAUAACUCCUGGUGCAUCCACUCCCGCUCGCAAACCGUCCGUGAGGACAUAUGGCAACCAGAAGAGAACGUCAAUGUAUGAAGGGCAACGGAAAUUCAUAGAACAGAAGGCAAACUUCGGUCAAUUGGGACCACCAUCCGCGUUCUCGAAUACCAGCAAUGACUCCUCGAGACCUAGCAAGCGGAGAAAGACGUCAAACGACUCACUCGCGUCCCACGACAUCAUAACUCUGGACGAUGAUGAACCCGCGCCCGCCUUCUGCCAAGAUGGCAGAAACGAAGCCUCAGAUAUACUCAGAAGAUCCGCCUCCCUGGUGCCUAGAUCUCAGCGCAGUACAGGUCAUAUUAGCGGUUCACAGGCCAGAUCUGGUCGUUUUCCAGUCAGCAGCUUCCAACAAACGAAUCAGAUCAGCGAACCGCGCCGGAAAAAGCCGAGGAGACAGUCACAGCAUUCGUCUGCAACACCGCUUGUUGAUGCGACCCCCUUCGCCAUCAACGCAGAACGCGCAGGACAUGGAUUGCCUUCGCAUGAGCCAGCAAGGAGGAUGAGCGCAAGCGCCACGUUAUCCGGACUGCUUGCCUCGUUACCCAAGCAGGCGUCAGACGAUGAAUUGCACUUGGGGGAAGCGGUGACGACAUCUAGGCACUUUGCUCCCAAUCUCAAUGGCUCGAAUCGUAAUAGCCCUUCCUCGCGGCGCCGACCUGGGACUGGAUCCGACAUACAAGGCACUCGUAGGCAACAGCCCCGUAACCUUCGAGACACAUUUAGACGAGUUCCCGAGUCGGGAGUCAAUGACGAUGUGGAUGAGCUGGGAGAGAUGUGGCCGCCUCGACCUGAUCCGAUUCGGAGUACUAACAUGAAGCAUACUGAGUCUGUUCAACAGACGACGUCGUAUGGAAAACGGAGGUUUAAGGAACAGUCCAGCCCUGGCUGGCGCUUAGAGUACGUUCGCUCAUAUGAUGUCCAUGAAGCUGGCGACGACCUCAUGUUGGUGCCGAAACCGGACGGCCUCUUUCAAAUCCAGAAAACAGUGAAGCUGGGGGACGUCGAUAUGGUUGCCACCAUCGAUAUGACGAAAGUCAAUGUUGCUGUUCAUGACAGUGUGUCACGUGUCCGUCUGAAAGGAUCAAGGUCGAACGCCACUGGCGACGUGUAUUGGUUCGACCUGGAGUUUGCGAAGAGCGAGAAGUUUGGGGAUUUCUGCCACACGGUUGUAGCUCCAGCAUGUCAAAAAGUGGUGACGAAGGACGCUACAUAUAUGGAAUCGCUUUUCAGUAAACCUUUGAAAAGCAGCAUGAUACACCAUGAGCAGGCACCAACCGCAGCCAAAGUGCCAUCAGUUACUGGGAAUGGGGUACAUCAGCCUCCACAUCCCAGGCCGUCUUUGAUUGGGCAACUGGCCCCUCGCAAAGAUGAUCGGAGUGUUGAGGAAAUACCUCGUCCAAAAGCAGACCGCGCACAGAUGGCAACAAGGGAAUGGCCUAAUUCCGCAAGGCUUCGGCCUGCGCGAAUUACGCGGAAUAGUCAAGCCACCUAUAUCGAUGACCCAGACAAUUAUAGUCCUAGCGUGCAUGGAAAAGAGGUACGGAAAUUCUCCGAAAUUCAUGGGUUGGGCGGACGUUGGCCUAAGCCCGUGACAUACCAAUCAGGCCGUCGUCGUGCAGUUGUAAACUUUGACGAUCUGUUGCGUCUGGAUGAGGGGGAAUUUUUGAACGACGCUUUGAUUGAUUUUUACAUGAUAUAUGCAUUCGAACAAGCCAAGGUACCGCCUAGCAAAGUAUAUUUCUUCAAUACUCACUUCUAUACGACCCUUACGCGACCCGUCAAGGGCCAAAAGGGUCUGAUAAAUUAUGAAGGCGUAAAACGCUGGGCCAAAGAGGAUAUAUUCAGCUAUGACUAUAUAGUGGUCCCUGUCUGUGAGGAGUAUGUAUAUUGCUAAACUUUGGCAACCGGCAUUAACAUGUGUGUAGCUCUCAUUGGUACCUCGCGAUCAUAUGCAACGUCUCCAAUAUCUCCCGCAAGCCAAGCAUUGAAGGUUUGGAGGAUAUCUCUCCGGCGCCACCCCCUCCAUUUAACGGUGACAACGACAACACAACUACCAUUGACUCCGAAGGGGCAGCCGAACAAGUACGACCACCGCCUCCGGCAACCACACCACCGUCCGCGAACAGAAUUGUAGAUUGUGAGCUAGGCGACGACGAGAAUUUGUUUGAUGAAGAGCAACGAAAACUAAAUGAUCAGAAAC